Messenger RNA from Aureococcus anophagefferens, 612 nucleotides. RefSeq lists its product as hypothetical. Bases 1 to 612 code for a protein of 203 amino acids. Lineage: Eukaryota; Pelagophyceae; Pelagomonadales; Pelagomonadaceae. The transcript has a single exon. Gene Ontology annotation, biological process: regulation of cilium beat frequency involved in ciliary motility; cilium assembly; positive regulation of cell motility. The record is from RefSeq and is a predicted model, not a curated record. Gene Ontology annotation, cellular component: motile cilium; ciliary basal body.
AUGUUCCGCAACACGUUCCAGAGCGGCUUCCUGAGCGUGCUCUACUCCAUCGGGUCGAAGCCGCUCCAGAUCUGGGACAAGAAGGUGCGCAAUGGACACAUCAAGAGAAUCACGGACCAGGACAUCCAGUCGUCGGUGCUCGAGAUCAUGGGGACGAACGUGAGCACGAACUACAUCACGUGCCCCGCCGACGCGAAGCGCACGCUGGGCAUCAAGCUGCCCUUCCUCGUCAUGAUCAUCAAGAACCUGAAGAAGUACUUCACGUUCGAGGUGCAGGUCCUCGACGACAAGAACGUGCGCCGCCGCUUCCGCGCGUCCAACUACCAGUCGACGACGCGCGUCAAGCCCUUCAUCUGCACCAUGCCCAUGCGCCUCGACGAGGGCUGGAACCAGAUCCAGUUCAACCUGAGCGACUUCACGCGCCGCGCGUACGGCACGAACUACAUCGAGACGCUCCGCGUGCAGAUCCACGCCAACUGCCGCAUCCGCCGCAUCUACUUCAGCGACCGCCUCUACUCCGAGGAGGAGCUGCCCCCGGAGUUCAAGCUCUUCCUCCCCAUCCAGAAGGAGCAGGCGAACACGGGCGGCGUCGAGCCCAAGCCCCAGGGCUAG